UCGUGUUUGAGGUCUUUGAGGUCUUUGUGGCGCGUUGAGGUGUAUUUGCUUUAACUUAUAGAAGAGCAUAAAACGUUGAAGAGGUUAAAGACGUGUGGGAGACUAUAUGUGAAGUGACGACUGGAAAUAAGUGGCACAGUCUACACUAUACACUUGUAGGAUUUAUCGUCACACAAAAAUGACCACCUUGCCUGACCACAUUCCACCUGAGGAUAUUUUAAAUAUUCUUGUUGCUAGUGAUGUUCAUUUGGGAUAUGCUGAGAAGGAUGCGUGCAGAGGAGAAGACACAUACAAAACGUUUGAAGAGGUUCUCCGCAUUGCACAGGAGAGGAAUGUGGAUUUGAUAUUACUUGGUGGGGAUUUGUUUCAUGACAGCAAACCAACACAACAGUGCAUCCAUCGUUGCAUAUCUCUGAUUCGUAAAUACUGCAUGGGUGACAGGCCAGUGGCCAUUCAGUUCCUGAGUGAUCAAGAAAAGAAUUUCAAACACUGCAGUCAUCCAUUUGUCAAUUAUGAGGACCCAAAUUUGAAUAUUUCUAUUCCUGUCUUCUCGAUACAUGGCAAUCAUGAUGAUCCAGUUGGUCCUGGAAGUGUCAGUUCUCUGGAUCUACUUAGUGCUUCAGGGAUGGUCAACUAUUUUGGCAAAUGGACAGAUCUGACGCGAGUUGAGAUCUCUCCACUGCUCAUGCAAAAGGGCGUCACACGCCUUGCACUGUAUGGACUCAGCCACUUGAAGGAUGAGCGACUUGCCAGGUUGUUUGGGGAUCACCGUGUGACAGUGCUUCGGCCACGGGAAAACCAGGAAGAAUGGUGCAGUGUCUUUGUAUUGCACCAGAAUCGAGUAGACCGUGGACCCAAAAGCUACAUUGCAGAAGAGAUGUUGCCUGCUUUUUUGGAUCUUGUGAUUUGGGGUCACGAGCAUGAAUGCAAAAUCACUCCUGAUUGGAACGAUCAGUAUAAGUUUUAUGUGUAUCAACCAGGCAGCACUGUUGCCACAUCACUGUGUGAUGGAGAGGCUGCUGACAAACAUGUGGCCAUCCUGAGCAUAUACAAGAGACACUUCAGGAUCACCCCUGUUCGGUUGAAAACUGUUCGCCCAUUUGUGUUGGACACUAUUGUGUUGGCAGACUGUAGAAUAGACUUUUCUACGGAGAAACCAUCAGACGAGGUUCAGAAGUAUGUCACUGAGCAUAUAGAAACCUUGAUUGACCGUGCAACUUAUAUCUCAGGUGAUGAGUCGCAGAUGGUUUUGCCGCUAAUUCGUCUCCGAGUCCAGUAUUCUGAAGAGAAGCAUUUGUUUAAUGCAGUCCGCUUUGGCCUGCAUUAUACUGGAAGGGUUGCCAACCCAUCUGACAUGGUGGUCUUUCAUAAGCUGCGAAGUGUGAAGGAGAAGACAGAAAACAGAUUCGACAAGGACGCUCUGGAGAACCUUGUUAAUGUGGAUGGACAGCUAGGAUUGACAGGGAGCAAAGUGCAGGCAGUCGUGGAGCGCUACUUUGCAGAGGUCACCCCUGACAAACACCUCAAGAUCCUGUCUGUUAAAGGGCUGGCGGAGGCAGCAUCUAGAUUUGUCGACAAGGACGACAAAGAUGCAAUAUUUUGUUUAGUCGACCACCAGAUAAAGAAAACAGUGGACCGCCUGCUGUCAAUGAACGUGACAGAAGAGGAUAUCGAUGAUGCCAUUGAAAACUUUCGGCAGGAACGGCUCCUAAAGGCUGAAGAAGAAGCCAAAGACGCACGAGCCAUUCUGGAUCAUCCUUCUCGACAGACCUUCGGGAAAAAGACACAACCAAAGAGCAGUUUCAUCGAUUCUGACUCAGAUAGUGAUGUUGUGAUGGAUCAAGGCCACACUGUUGCCAGUGCCAGCCACAGUGAAAGAGGUAGGGGACGAGGAACAGCAGUCAGAUCUCGCAGAGGCAGGGGAUCUCGGGCCAGAGGCACCACAUCCUCUCGGGGACGGGACCAAGGUGAGGCUGUGGUCCAGACCAGCAUCAGGGAUGCAUUCAGCCAAAGGCAGGAUAGACGUUCCUCUCAUGCAACUUCCUCUGGGAACAGAUCGGUGAUUUUUGUUGAUGAUUCUGAUGACUAAGGUGUGUUGUCACCUUCACGCCCUGGCUGCUUCAACCCCAGGGAAAGAGGCCAUGAUACCCAACAUCAGUCCGGAUAACAUGGAAAAGAAAAUAAUCUUGUCCCUAUAGGGACCAUCCAGCCAGUUGCUAUACCAACUGUGCUUACAGAUUAUGAAAAGCAAAGGCCCUGCAGUGACCCUAAAGGAACUCCACAAUGAUGAAAUAAAAGUACAAAAUAGACAAACACAUCCCAAGAACAAAAUACAAUAUAAUGGACUUGUUUACACAUUAUUUAUUAAAUUAGCACUGGAAGAAUUUGCUUACAGACACAUCACUCAAUGAUACACACUUCACAGCUUCCUAGUUACGGCAGGCCAACAGCGGGACUGUGAACUAAGAGAGCUUGUCCACAUGCAAAGAUUGGAUAUAUAGUGACACAAAUUGUCAUGUAUGUAUGUUGUUAUCAUAAAGAAAGUUAACCCUUCAGUGUCAUGCCAUUUGAAUCCCUAAUUACUGCUGUGCUGUGGGAGGAUUUAUAUUUCUGCUUUAUAAGCUAAAUUUGUUUCAGAAGGACAUUACUUCCCCAAUAAUUAGAUGAUUUUAACGAAACUUUCAGAGAGUUUAUAAAUGAAAGAAAUUUGACCUUGAUAGUUGAGCUUGUAUGGCGAGUCGUGAAGCAGCCCUCAACACAAAGACACUGUCUCCUCCUUCCUGAUGUUCUCAUGACACGCAACACACCUCUCUGUUGACCUUGUUGGAGGAAUGCUCUCUGGGAAAUUUCUUUCAAGUCCACUUCGAUACCACACAAGUAGAGCCUGAAUCAUGUCAAUUUUGAAUUUCAAGAGACCAAUUCAUUUCCCUUGUGAAUUUGCUCUGCAGAUAACCAUGGAGUUCAGAAUUGUGGCACUGAGUAAUCUUCUGCACAUUUUGAUGUACCAGUUCUUCGUCUUUUCUCUUUCUAGAAAGUAAGCAUGAAGAAGCUGAUCUUUCAGAUCAGUUCUUAUCAUGUUUAAGUUGCAGUCCAGAAUUUAAAUAGCAUUUCCUCUUUCUCCCUCCUGUUUUAUUUUCACCUUUCUCAUUCUGUCACCAUUUCAGCACAGACAGUGGGGCCAGAAUGCAGAGUUCCAACACAAUCAGUUACCAUAAAUUUUGGUUUUAUAGCCAGUGCUGGUGCACUGUAGAAGUUGACCAUCCAUGAUGUGUGCCCUUUGCCAAGCAACGGUUCCAUAAGAGACAACACAACAGCUGGUUUUUACUUUUCUUCUCUGAUGUUGGUGUUAACCGAAAUCUGUCGUCUUCCAGUAUAAAUAACGAAGGCCUACAGAUUGUGUGAGCUGGAUUCACAAAGCUCUUAAGAUUCCAUUCUGAUGACUUCAAUGGAAUGUACUGUUUAAAUGAAAGCCUCCCUUUCCAUACUGUCAAAGACUUGUCUAUGGCAAUAUUCUGGUCUAGUAUUCACAAAUUUUGAAAAUUUCUGUUCAGAUAGGACAUCACGACAUAUUUUGGGAAGUUCUGGAAGGACCAGAAAUAUAAAUUCGCUAUUUCAAUUACGCUAUCCCGGUAAUGAUAAUAAACAUUAAAUGAUUAGAAAUAUGUGGAAACUGCCCAUAUUCAAGCAAGUGUGACAACGCAAGCUUCAUUGCUUAGCAAUUCAACUUUUCAUUACUUAUGUAUAUAAUCCCAAUGAAAUCAAUUAUCAAUCUUUUUAACCCUGUAAUAAAAAAAUUCAUCAAUACCAUAAAAUGAAUGUAAAUGGAGAAAUUGUAAUAGUGCUUUCUUGAAUCGAUUUUUGUUUCUGGAUAACUGUUUUAUUUUGCUUGGAAGACUAUUAUAAAUUUUGAUUCCAAAAUACUGUGGACCUUUCUGAAAUGCUGUUAGAUUUGACAGAUUUGUUAGAUGUCCGACUCUAGGUUACAUAAGAAGAUACAGUUACAGUUCUACAAUUCUGGUUCAGUGU
Messenger RNA from Cryptotermes secundus, 4026 nucleotides. It is a transcript of the gene mre11, whose product is annotated as double-strand break repair protein MRE11. Gene Ontology annotation, cellular component: nucleus; Mre11 complex. Gene Ontology annotation, molecular function: 3'-5'-DNA exonuclease activity; DNA endonuclease activity; manganese ion binding. Gene Ontology annotation, biological process: double-strand break repair via nonhomologous end joining; mitotic G2 DNA damage checkpoint signaling; telomere maintenance. The transcript is spliced from 13 exons. The coding region runs from base 179 to 2089 and encodes 636 amino acids. Lineage: Eukaryota; Metazoa; Arthropoda; Insecta; Blattodea; Kalotermitidae. The record is from RefSeq and is a predicted model, not a curated record.